Molecule: messenger RNA, 692 nt
Organism: Suillus discolor
Lineage: Eukaryota; Fungi; Basidiomycota; Agaricomycetes; Boletales; Suillaceae
Exons: 2
Coding region: 117-566 (149 amino acids)
Source: RefSeq, a predicted model, not a curated record
AUUACCCUCCAUCCGAGCUGGACGAGAUUCCGCAUACGCUUACAUUGCAAACUGUCUAUCGAACUGCAUUGGCGCCACUCGUGCCUUUCAAUUCACACCCUAAGUUGCACACCGUGAUGUCAUGUCCUACUCUAUCUGUAGAUAUGACCGAGGAAGAUGAAAGGGUGACAGAACAAGCUGGAGGUAGGCUGGCUGAUCAGCCAAGCGGUCCAAAAUGUUCAACAAUGCAGGGUAUCGAGUCAAUCAAGAGACAAAGGACCACAGAGCCCACUCACUCGCCCGAAGAUAUGAUCAUUCACAUGAAUACUGAGCCCAAACCAUCCUCUCCAGACACUGUAGUCGGUUCAAAGCCAACCUCACCAGUCUCACCCUCGCUUUCUGCACCACUCCAAGAAAAGAUGGAUGUGGCCUCAACAGGUCAAGUGGGCAUUGCAAGCGACGAGGUUUCGAUUCCACUCGUGCCUUCAGAUACUGCAGUUGGUUCCAAUCCAACUUCACCAAGCUCCGUCACACCGUCGCCUGCUCAAAAACAGACAGCUGGCCCACCAAGCGGGGAUAAUUUGUGACCCGUUGAAGCAUGUGUCUACAUGAUCUAUGAGCCCGAUACUGAAGUAGUCGAUGGAUAUUUCUGUGGCAGAUGCCUUGAUUGCUAUGAGAACAUGACAAGGUGCAGAUUCGGACCUUGCCGGAGA